UCUCAAGCCGCUGAAGUCAGGAUGCUUUCCCACGGACGUCACGAGCUGCAAGAUGAGUUGUCCGAGCAUCUACCACGACACAUCGCGCUUCACGUGCCCUUGCUACAGCAAAAUGGGCGAGUGUCUCGUGCGCAUCGGAUGCAGCUUUAGCCAGCGCAAGGAGACCAUGGCCUCAUGCACACGUAAAGGGUACUGCAAAGCGGGCUACUGCACGUAUCGUCUGGGCGACUUCACGCCCAAGCUGGGUGCUCGGCGCGAGAUUUUUGACGCAACGGCAGUCGUCCCGCCCGACUCGCCCUGCGUCGAUGGUUGCUGUCCUGGUAGCGGUAGCUGCACCGAGAACCCAGUCAUGAGAGCGCUGCGGCAACCUGGGCGCGCGUAUCGGCUCGAAGAGCCCAAGCUACCGCCUCGCUAG
This is a messenger RNA of Saprolegnia parasitica CBS 223.65, 415 nucleotides long. RefSeq lists its product as hypothetical. NCBI's taxonomy places the organism in Eukaryota, Oomycota, Saprolegniomycetes, Saprolegniales, Saprolegniaceae. The record is from RefSeq and is a predicted model, not a curated record. The transcript is spliced from 3 exons. The coding region runs from base 53 to 415 and encodes 120 amino acids.